This is a messenger RNA of Pomacea canaliculata, 6200 nucleotides long. RefSeq lists its product as uncharacterized. The transcript has 7 exons. Lineage: Eukaryota; Metazoa; Mollusca; Gastropoda; Architaenioglossa; Ampullariidae. Bases 1259 to 2386 code for a protein of 375 amino acids. The record is from RefSeq and is a predicted model, not a curated record.
GUUUCUCCGCCUCGAGGCCACAGGCAAGAAAACGAAAAACCAGAGAGUUAGACGCCAGUGGUGAUGUCUGUGGAUGUGAGUGUUGUAGCUCUGUUCAGACAACGUGCAGCCGCCCAGACAGCAGGCCGCAGCAUCGCAGCAUUGAACAGCGUUUGGAAACGGCGCGGCGCUGCACUCCGCAACCUCCUCCCCCAGCGCCUGGCAGCCAGUUCCCUCUCCCCCAUCCACUCCACUUCUGUAUCUGUGAACAGCCGGCAACAGCGUUCACUCCGCUCUUGCCAGCCUGACCCCUGCCCCCAGCCUGGCUCUCCCUCUCUCUCUCUACCAGGACAUUGUUGCUCGCGUGUGAAAACAGACGGAACUUGGAGGUUCAGAAAUGUUGACAGCUUUCCAGAUUCUAGCGUGGAAUUGCAGGUAUGCGCAGCUCCACCACUCUGACAGUUGAAAAAAAAAAUAGUGCAUUUUUUUUCUUUUUCUUUCUUCUAUUUCGACUUUUCGUAGGUCUUCCGUUUAUCAGCUAACUGUGGUAGCAGUAGAAUUACUACAGCCGUGAGAUUUCAGUGCUUCGUAUUGAAGAGUAGGUAAUAGUAAGCCUUCUCUGUGUGUGUUUAUUCUAUUUUGGAUAAAUAUUUCAAUUGUGACCAACACAAAAAAAAUUGUUUGUUCUAAAGCCAGGAGACGGCCAGCGUCCGUUGCUGUGUCUUGAGACGCACGCGCUAAUGAAUUGUUUUACAAUAUUUUAAAAUCAGCUACAUGAACUGUGAAAGCCCACUAAAGUUUAUUUUAAAAAAAUAUUUAAUCUGCACUUCGCGUGAGACUGAAUAGAACCAGAUCAUUAUCUUAUUGUGAGAGCCUGAAACACGAGCCAGGUAUUCGAACUUGAAAAUUUCAGUCGAGGGGCUUAGCUGCGUCGAUCACCUUAAACAAAAGUGUGUGAACCCUGACCUCCGAAUGACGUGUUAAGGCGUGCCCUCUGACCCCACUGUGUCAACUAUCAUUACAAUCCAUUGCAAUUGAAGUCGCUGACAGGCUUUGGCUGUCUAUACUGGAAUCGAUCUGUCGACACGUGGUAACGACAGUCCCUGAACAACCAGGAAUGCCAUUGGUUGUCAGUGCGACAGCCACCAAGAAAAUCGUGUCCUCGCCUCGGGAUACACCGUCGUUCGUCCUGUGCCAGGGGCAGCAUCAGCAGCAACACCAGCAACACCAGCAACAGCAGCAGCAGCACUGAUUUGUAUCAGGCCCGGCACAGCCAGCCAUGACCACCUGUGAUCUGCAGUCGUACCGCAGUUCGCAGUCGGCGCUGGCCAUGCAGCAUCUCCUCUUGACCUCCGCCGUGGUUGUGCUCUUCGUCUGCACCAAGUCUUACGUCAACCAACUGCGACGCCAGCAUGCCAGGUGUACGGUGGUAGUUAUCGGCGCAGGCCCAGUGGGUCUGACGACCUUGCUCAUCGCCUCACGAUGUCCGCACGUCGAGCGCUUAGUGCUGUACGAGGAAGUCAGCCGAUCGACUCUCAUCAACCGCGGCCAUCAGAUCGCCCUCGACAAGAAGACGCUUCAGUUCCUCAAAGAUCUGGAGGUCGAUUUCGACAACAUGGAAGGUUGCGUAGAAAGGAGUAUAUUCUACACACGUGUGGGGAUAUUUCUGGAACAUACGCUUGAUAUGAUUUCUAAGCUUCCGUUGCCGAUGGAUAUAAAAUUCGAUACGAAGUUCACGCGAGAGCGUGUGCAGGAGGUGGAGGCCAUGUCCGGGAGGAAAGUGGUUAUCGCGUGCGACGGGUCAACAGGUCAGGCGGCCAGGUUACUGGGCCUCAGCGACGAGUUCCUGCAAACAACGUGUCGUGCAUACGGCGCCAUCGCCUCAAUGGACAGGAAUGACCAGUGUUCAGUCCCCAUGCCGGAGAGACGGGUGCACGGCCUUGUGUUUGAUCUCUCAGCCUACGGCAUCGACACCAGCGAGAUGACAGACGCCGCUGGCUUCACACUCAAACUGUACGGCAGCUCCCGGCACCGCUGCAUGUGUCUGGCCAUCCCCAAGAGCGAGUCCCUUCUAGUCAAGAACAUGAGGCUCAUCCUGGACCGCUCGAUGAUGCGCAAUAUCUUCAUCAAGUGCUUCAACACGUGCCGCACAAAGAGUGAGGGCGAGCUGAGCGACACGUGGGCCUGCGACACAUGCGUUUCUCGCCCCGUCUGUUCGACAUCAAACUCUUCCAGCGCAUGGAACAGUCGCCUACUUCGAGGACGCCGACAUGUUCGUGCUGGCGGAGGGCGAGGCCAACCGCUGCUACAACUUUCAGACAGGGCUGGAUGUAAACAUGGCAAUGAAGGGGCUGAUGACGCUGAACCACUUGCUAGAACUAGCUGCCUGUGCACAAACAGAGCAUGACGUCAUGGACGCCAUGGUGAUGAAAGCCCGCCAUUCAGAAAACAUCGCCAAGCACUACCUCUCCAAAGGUCUGCAGCAGACUGUAUUCAGCUCCUGAGGAACUCAUUACAACCUGCCUCCAUUGGCUGUCUGCGAGAGUUCUCGAAGAUCGUCCUUCGCCAUUUAAUGAAGCAACUUGCUCUGACUGCGUGUCGAGUCGUGGUGAAUUUUAAUAUCUCCGUUUCAAGUGUUUGUUGUGAAAAUGAGAAGAACAAGCAGGAAAGCCAAGAAGAACCGGUCCGAAGAAUCUGAUUCUGGGAGAUGCAGUCUCCAUGAUUUUUUAAUGAUCUCUUAUGCUGGAAAGAUCCGCUGGUGAUGAUGGAUGGAUUUUCAACGAUCUUUUCCACAUGAUGGUCUUCGGCGCUGGGUUAUGAACAGUCUUGUGACUGUAUUCGUUACUGAAAACCAGCCUAUUGUCGUAGGAUAAAAAGACGCUUGCGUGGUACUAGUUUUUAUAAUGCAUCUUUGUAAUGAAAGUAUAAUCGCCUGUAACAAAGAUAACAUAUAUAUAUACAGCUUUGAUACCAUCUACUUAGCACAGCUGAUGAGCAAACGUAAAGAGGCGUUAUAAAGUUUGAUAAAAGCAAGACCCUUAUGACACAAGGCUGGCCAUAAGCAGAUAAUCUAAUCGUGCUUAUGAAUCUACGCAGCGGCUUAGAUGGUGGCUAACGUUUGUGUUUUACGUGCUUCGCUCCUCUCUAACCCCCGCGUCCCCAAACACCACCUUUGACUGCGCACCGUCAAGUCUGCUGUACUAGUGAGUGUCCGAGCGAUUUUUGUAACCUUUCUGGGAUAGUACUCAGACUGUCCUAACAUGAAGGUGAUUCCGCUCCCAGCUCACCCUGUGACGUUAUAAAGACGUUGUGAAUCGAGCUGUUGGACCUGAGGAUGGAAAUGGGUGACUGUUGCGUGUGACCUGUUACUAUAUCCGAGGCCCUCGGCUUUUACCCCCCUUCUGCCUCUCCGUCCCGAUCGUAUGUUUGUUUGUUGGUGGGUUUUGUUUGGUUUUUUUUUUUUUUUUUUUUUCGUACAUUUUGUUAUUGCCGAGUAUUUGUAAUGUAUGACAAGAACCACGUGCUUUAAUUUGAACGCGUUGGCGUUCGGUGAUAUGGAAUAAGUCAUCCACACGUCGCUUGCGAUAUUUCGGUCACACUAAGCUAAUACAUUGUUCCAGUCUCCGUUCGUGUCUUUGGUGUGGCCUAUAUGGCUCUCGUCGUGUCUUCUUAAGAAAAAUCAUCGCCAUCAUCAUCCCUAUUUUCCGACCAUCUUAGGUAAACGGGAAACUAUUUUUUGUUGUUUUGCUUUGGCUGCUGUUCGCUCUGUCUUCGGGGGUAGGGUAGCACAACGGUUAGCGCUUGUCACCAAUACAGUAAGGUUAGUUCCUGGGUUCGUAUCUUGUCUCGGGCAUGCUGUUCUUUUUCUCUGCAUGUGGCAUGUUUACAGUGCUGACUGCUUUGCUGGGAAUACAGUUUUAGUUGCUUUCCCACCCUAGGAUCUCUUUCACUUAUAUAUAAUACUAUAUACAUACAUCAUGGCCAUGGGUGAUGCUCCAUCUCCUCACACCGCGGACCAGAACAAGGGGCAAAACGCUGUCAAGUGUUCCUAGAGAAGGGAGAUAAACACAGCAGUGGUGCCCCCAGCGGGCUAUUUUCUCUCUUGUUAUUUUGCUUUUAACUUUUGCCACUCUCCUUUUUCCACUCAUAAGGAAAUCUCAGACGUGACUUUCCUGUGCUAUGCGCAGUAGAUAUACACUUGUUAAAAAAAUGGUAGCUAUCUGUAAUACCUAACAGGAUGCCCAAAUACUUGAGAGCUUUAAAGUUGUUUUUAAUAUGUAGAUUCCCUACUUAAUUCUUACUUUAAUUUAUAAGAGGAGAUGUGAACUGAGCCUUGUUCAUUUGCCAUGAGGUACACAGCCAUUUGUCUUUCACCUGCUGGAAAAAGUGAAGAUUUGAUGUUUCAGCACGAACGGUUUGGUUAAUUUUUCCUUCUAAAAUCCAUUUGUUUUGUGAUCUCGUAUAGUUUCAUAUUUCAUUCCCUUGAAACCUAUCAUUGUUUUUAUUUCCAGUUACAAGUAUGCGAGCAUGGUUGUGCAUGCAUGUGCACAUUUGAGAUGAACUUUGGUCCCACUCGUUAAAUGCCAUAUCAUUUUGAGCAACAUUUUCUUCUUUAUGGUGUCAUCCAUCCCUCCAUUAUAAAGAAGUGUUUGUGCUGCAGAAAAACAACUUUGAUAGGUGUUUGCUUGUAUGUGCUCAAGGAGCUGCCAUUUCAAGUAUUACAAGCCAGAUGUGGUAUCGUUAAUGGAAGUUUGGUGGUAAAGAUGUUGUGCACAAAAAGAUUUAAUUUGUGACCAAGCCCUUUAUUUGAAAUAUGGGAAACUUGCCACACCAGGUGUGUUUCUCAUUUUUGUGCCACACCUAACAAGUAUCCAUUGAAGCGCUAAUAUUUAUUGCACACCUUUCCUUGUGGAAUUUAUCUGCCUUAUCACAGACCUUUCCAAUGGUGAUGCACCUCAGUCUGGAGUAACAUAUUCUGAGGGAAAAAAAGUGAAUGGUUGUAUGAAUAUAUGCAUGAAUGAUGCUGAUGUAAUAAAUCAUGUUAACAAUGUUUAACUUUAUUUUGUAAAACAAAUCCUACAAAGCAUGGGUAAAGAGAAAAACAUGUUUCAUGCUUUAUUAGCUACAUUUUUCAUAAUUAUAAUAGGAUUUGUAAAGAGCAUUUUCCCAUGUGAACAUAAGCUCAGUCCACUACAUAGAAAGGAGCAGAUGUGACUGAUCCUCCGAAGCUUGAGGUAGGUGGACUUGCAAACAGCAUUUAUGCAAGAUUCAAUGAACAAUGAUGCCUCUUGUGUAGUGGAUAACAAGACAAGAAAAAUUACACCUUGUUGUGAAUCACCAGCCAGUUUUGUACUGAUCAUUGCACACACAAAAUACACUAUCAGCAAAUACAAUUUCAUAUCUAUUUUCAAUUAAUGACAGGAUAUUUUGCAAUUUAUUUAAUGUCUUUUUAUAUGACACAGUAUAUCUGUCGUGAAGAUUUCCAAAAUGUUGUUUUUAUAUACACAUCAUAAAGGCUAUACAUCAUAAAGCACACUGAAGAUAGACAAUCCGAUGUCCACCUACCUCAACACUGCUCAUGAAUAUCAGUCAUAAAUUAUUUUUCUGCUGCAAUAUAUAAAUUUGGGUUAUUAACAUUCCACCUUACACUUUUUAGUAUUUUUAUGGCAAUUGCCAGAAUACUGGCUGUAACAUAUGAAUGACACAAAAAUGGAUGAAAAAAAUCUGAUGAUAAAAGAAGUGUUGACUGCCAGAGUUCACAAUGUUAUUGUAAAGGUAUCAAAAGUUUUGUCUAAAUGCUUGUGUGCUUGCAUGUAUACCAUGUGUGUAAAGAACACAUGGGUAAAAAUGAUUUGUGAGACACUGUUUUUUACAAAAAUCAUCAAGGAAAAGAUGUCAGGAUAAUUUCCAUCUGAAAAUCUUUUUCAAAUGUGUCGCUACCAACAUUAAGUGCUGAAAAAUUCAAUUUUAUAUCCACACUCAUUCAACAUGAAGGGACUAACAGAACCUUUUAUUUAAUCUAAGUGUGGUCUUAAGUCCCACCAAGUGCCCAUAAGCACUGACAGCAGUGAAAUUUUUUUCCUUAACCUGCAUGUUUGAUGAGACUGGUUUAACAGGUGGGUGUAAGAGUCAGGCUUUCUCUGUAGUAAUGUUGAUCACGUGGAGUGAUUUCUUGCUUUGUAACAUGAAGUAUUAUCCCAAUAAAUAUGCUGUCAAACAUG